This is a messenger RNA of Cheilinus undulatus (humphead wrasse), 1156 nucleotides long. RefSeq names its product BLOC-1 related complex subunit 7 (gene borcs7). Bases 146 to 457 code for a protein of 103 amino acids. The record is from RefSeq and is a predicted model, not a curated record. Gene Ontology annotation, cellular component: BORC complex. Lineage: Eukaryota; Metazoa; Chordata; Actinopteri; Labriformes; Labridae. The transcript is spliced from 5 exons.
GAGAAAGCUACACUUACGUACAUAAACAAACAAUCAGAAGACAUAACUCCCCAAACAAGGCGAGACAGUGAGACCCAGAUGUUGCUAAACGCGCUGCUUGCUAUUUUGGUCUUGCACAGCCACCGUAGUAAGCCAAAACAAAAAUAUGGCUUCAACUGAGUCCCAGCCGAGAUUCGGUCAGUCUGUAAAAGGUUUAUUAUCCGACAAAGUUGGCUCCUGUAGCGGGGAUGUCAUCGCUUUGACCCGCCAAGUGUUGAAAGGAUCCCGCAGUCAGGAGCUUCUUGGUCAGGCAGCAAGAAAUAUGGUGAUUCAGGAAGACGCCAUCCUGCACUCUGAAGAUAGCCUGAGAAAAAUGUCUAUAAUCACCACACAUUUACAAUACCAGCAGGAGGCCAUCCAGAAGAAUGUGGAGCAUUCGAAAAACCUGCAAGACCAGCUGAGACACUUACUGAAGUGAUGGAGAACACGGCCUCCAUGACUGCUGGUUACAAGCGUGUCUCUGCAGAGCCGAAGCGUCUCUGAGGUUUAGAGGUGGAACAUGGAAUUAAUCUGCCAUGUUCAUCUGCUGGCUGAUGAAGAGGGGGGCUGUUAUCUCUCACCCCUGCUUUGGGGGUGAUUCUUCACUCAGUUUUAAAACAUAAGGGUUGCUCUAUAAAGCAGAGACUACGGGAAUUUUUUUCUUCAGUUUGUAAAAAUUAUUUUGUAUUCAAUUAACUUACAAAAAAAUAACUUUUAUUUUGGCUUCUCAUAGAAGCAGUUGAAUUGCAUUUUACUAUGCGAAGGAUGAAAUGUACAGUCGCACUAAACUGAGUAAAAUGUGGAAGUACACAGAGUUAUGGACUGAAAUUUGUAAACUAGAAUUCUGUUGAUUGCAUUUUAAUUUUGAUUUCUCUGUAAAUCAGUAAAAUAUUCCAACCUUCAGAAAUAUUUGACAGAUAAUUAGUUGAAAAAAGUUCUGGCGAGGACGGAGAGUCCGCAGCCUUAGUGGUUCAAGGAUGGAGCAGUUCUUGGCAGCACACAAUGAUAAUACGUAGAAGCACAUGUUUAACCACCUGUGUCUGUGUUCUAACUUUUGUUUGCUGUUUGGCAAGAUCUGAUCCACUCAAUGUCGUUUAGUUUACACUGAAUUAAUGAUUAAAGAGUUUUCACUUUUAAA